Penicilliopsis zonata CBS 506.65 is the source of this 450-nucleotide messenger RNA. RefSeq lists its product as hypothetical. The transcript is spliced from 2 exons. The record is from RefSeq and is a predicted model, not a curated record. The coding region runs from base 78 to 404 and encodes 108 amino acids. Lineage: Eukaryota; Fungi; Ascomycota; Eurotiomycetes; Eurotiales; Aspergillaceae.
CAGCAUCCAUACAUCUACUCCUCCGCUACCUAGGUACACUCUUCUACUCUGUUUCUUGACAUCAAAAUCAAUCAAAGAUGUUCUACAAAUCUGCCGACCGCAUCAUAUUGGAAGACAACCAUAUCCUCUCGUGCCGCUGCCGCGACAAAGACGGGCAAAUGAAAUACGCCCGCUUCGACCUGAACACAUGUAUCGGGAAUAACAACGGCCGCUUCCAUUGGAACGGACACGACUUCACAAGCAGCGCGUCGCAGAUCCAUCUGACUCUCGAGGGAAACGACCGCGCGCCGAUUCUGCACGCGCAGCUGAAUGAUCGGCAUGGGAGCCAGCAGUCUGCGUCGUUGAACCUGGGCGACUGUCUCAAGAAUGUCAAUGGGAAGUUGGAAUAUAUGGAGUGCUGGUAGAAACGACUUUGAAUAUACAAAGUUAUAUAAAGUUACUAGGUCUCUU